This is a messenger RNA of Acanthoscelides obtectus, 444 nucleotides long. NCBI's taxonomy places the organism in Eukaryota, Metazoa, Arthropoda, Insecta, Coleoptera, Chrysomelidae. The record is from the annotation of a GenBank genome assembly.
AUGCAAUUCAAAUUCAAUUCUGGAAACUCAAAAAAUGUGUACAGCAUUGUUAGUGGUGAUGAAUCGUGGAUUUACUGUGAAGAAAAGCCAACAAAAGUCAUCCGUUCUCGAAGUGUUUCGAAAAAGGUGGUCGCGACAUUUCAAAGAACUGUUACUGCGGAUUGUUAUACCACCAUUUGUUUGCCAAAAGUCAUCACCGAGCUUCGAAAAAUCAACCCCGAAAGAAGAAUCAUCCUCCACCAAGACAAUGCAUGCUCGCACACAGCCCAAAAAACAAGGCAGUAUUUAACGAAAGAAAAUGUGGAAUUAUUGGACCAUCCUCCAUAUAGUCCCGAUCUAACAAACGAGUGGAAUAAGUGCUUCGAAAAUUGGUUCGAGCGCAUGCAGAUGUGUAUUAAUCUUCGUGGAGAAUACUUCGGAAAAACAAUAAAACAUCCCUCGUAG